CUUCGAAACACAUUCAUCCAUAACUGAACCCCUAUCCCUAAUUUCCCAAUUUCAUACUGUACGUACUCAUCGAGGAGAAAUCCUUGCCAUAAUUCAAUUGGAAAACCCGCGUUUUAUCGCCUCCGUUGUGAAUAUAAAUGGCGGCGAGGAAUGCACUGCUGACGUACCUCAGAGUGAACGUGACCCCUCUGCCACUGUUUCAAAACCCUAGAGCCGGCGUCGGUGGUUUGCCGCAGCUCAUCAGGCGCCAUUUCUCGGACGAUGCGAAGGGCUCUUUCCUCGAUAAGCCCGAGGUCACCGAUCGUGUACUUUCCGUUGUUAAGAACUUUCAGAAAGUCGAUCCUUCGAAGGUUACACCCAAUGCGCAUUUCCAGAAUGAUCUUGGACUGGAUAGUUUGGACUCUGUUGAAAUUGUGAUGGCCCUUGAAGAAGAAUUUGGCUUUGAGAUUCCCGACAAUGAAGCAGACAAAAUUAACUCGAUCAAUCUUGCCGUUGACUUUAUUGCAUCUCACCCCCAGGCAAAAUAGUGGAACAUUAUGAUGCUCGCCUUUUGAUUUUACUUCCUCCAUUCCGGUUAUUUAUGCAUGACCAGUUUUUUCAUGUCUCGAUAUCUCUAUUUUGGGAAAUAGACUAUUUUUCAUUCUGAAAUGUGGGCAAUUUUGCGUGUUAAAAUCUUUUCUGACGAGUUCUCGUUCUUUCUUUUAUUUUCCUUUGGCGAGCGGCAGCCCUAUAGUGUAUAAUUUGCUGGUGAUUGGGAGAUCUUAUUGCAAGAUGAUGUUACGAAUUGUAGCACGCGCUCCUGUUGGAAAUUUUGUGCUGGCAUAUUAUAUUAUUAUAAUUAUGUAUGAUCAAAACUGUGUUCGAUAUUUUCCAUUUUGUGGACUGAAACUAUGCCUUGCAUUGGAAUAAAG
Striga asiatica is the source of this 911-nucleotide messenger RNA. The record is from the annotation of a GenBank genome assembly. NCBI's taxonomy places the organism in Eukaryota, Viridiplantae, Streptophyta, Magnoliopsida, Lamiales, Orobanchaceae.